AUGUCGUGGCAAGUCUUGAUCAUAACCUAUGAUCAUGCUUUCCGGCACGAAUACCGAUCGAAUGCUGACAUUUUUCGUCUCGAUAGCCUUGUCGGCUCCGGUCACAUUGACAAGGGCGCCAUCAUCAGUGCCGCUGGCGACAGUGCUUGGGCUUCUUCUCCUGACCUCCAGCUCAAGCCCGAGGAGAUGAAGGCCAUCUCUGCCAUCGUUGGCGGUGACUCGGCUGCCAAGGACAAGGCUUUCGCUGAGGGUCUCUACAUUGCUGGCGAGCGUUACGUUAUGGCCCGAGCCGAGGACCGGAGUAUCUACGCCCGAUCGGGCCGCCUCGGUGUUGCUGUUGCGAAGACUGGCCAGGCCAUCGUCAUCGGCCACCAUGGUGAGGCCCAGGUCGCUGGCAACGCCACCUCUACCGUCGAAGGUCUUGCCGACUACCUCAUUAAGUCAGGAUACUAG
Molecule: messenger RNA, 453 nt
Organism: Fusarium tjaetaba
Lineage: Eukaryota; Fungi; Ascomycota; Sordariomycetes; Hypocreales; Nectriaceae
Product: profilin
Exons: 4
Coding region: 1-453 (150 amino acids)
Cellular component (GO): cell cortex
Molecular function (GO): actin monomer binding
Source: RefSeq, a predicted model, not a curated record